AUGGUGUUCCCUCAACGAACCUCAGGAGACAUACCAGAGAAAAGUUUGCUUGUACCGCUGUUGCUGCUGGGCAUCGGCAGCAUAUGUGAGGCCCAGUAUUACUAUGAGCCUGUCUCAAAUUAUUUGGUUCCCGAUCAUCAUGCCUCAUCGGGUGGUGGUGGUUAUGCUUAUCCCAAACCGCCAGUGAGCUUUGACUAUCCCCAGCAACCAGGUUAUUCCUAUCCACCACCAAAAACUCCUUUUGAUUUGCCGCAAAAACCAGCGCCACAGCCCACCAAGGGAUAUUCGUAUCCCACACCAGCAGUGAAAUUUGAAUUGCCACCCAAGACUACACAAAAACCCAUUCUGCAACCACAAACCACCAAGUCCGGCUAUGCUUACCCCCCACCAGCAGUGAAGUUUGAAUUGCAGCCAAAGACAACACAACAACCCAGGUCACCACCACAGACCUCUAAGCCAGGUUAUUCCUAUCCCACACCAGCGGUGAAAUUUGAAAUACCACCUAGAAGCACACAAAAACCAAUUCCUCCGCCAACAAAGUCGGGUUACUCGUACCCAACACCUGCACUGAAAUUUGAAUUACCUGUCAAAACCACAGCGAGAGCAACGACUGCCCCACCGCAACCCACCAAGUCGGGUUAUUCGUAUCCCACACCUGCAGUGAAAUUCGAAUUACCACCCCAGACUACACCAAAGGCAACGGCUCCACCGCCAACAAAGUCAGGCUAUUCAUACCCCACACCUGCAGUGAAAUUUGAAUUGCCAGCCAAAACCACUCCCAAGGCUACUGCACCACCCCCAAAGCCUGGCUAUUCUUACCCCACACCUGCUGUGAAAUUCGAUUUGCCAGCCCAGACUACACCAAAAGUUAUACCGCAGCCUUCAAAGCCUGGUUACUCGUACCCAACACCAGCUGUUAAGUUUGAGACACCAGCCAAAACCACACAGAAACCUUCAUCACCACCAACCAAAUCUGGUUACUCUUAUCCCACACCUGCUGUGAAGUUUGAAUUACCAUCAAAAGGCACCCCUCCACCAGCACUGCCUUCUAAGCAGGGCUACUCUUAUCCCACACCAGCGAUAAAAUUCGAAAUACCUCCCAAAUCCACACUAAGACCAACUCCACCUACUCAAGCUCCCACCAAAUCGGGGUACUCUUAUCCCACACCAGCGGUAAAAUUCGAAAUACCUCCCAAAUCCACACUAAGACCAACUCCACCUACUCAAGCUCCCACCAAAUCGGGGUACUCCUAUCCCCCACCAGCUGUUAAAUUUGAAACACCACCCAAAACCACGCAGAGACCAACAGCUCCUCCUCCACCACCAACCAAAUCGGGCUACUCCUACCCCACUCCAGCUGUGAAAUUUGAGUUGCCACCCAAGACAACACAAAGACCAACAGCUCCUCCUCCACCACCAACCAAAUCGGGCUACUCCUACCCCACUCCAGCUGUUAAAUUCGAAAUACCACCCAAAACAACACAAAGACCAACGGUUCCUCCUCCACCACCAACCAAAUCGGGCUACUCCUACCCCACUCCAGCUGUCAAAUUCGAAAUACCACCCAAGACAACACAAAGACCAACGGUACCUCCUCCACCACCCACCAAGUCAGGUUACUCUUAUCCCACUCCAAGUGUGAAAUUUGAGUUGCCUCCCAAGACAACACAAAGACCAACGGCUCCUCCUCCUCCACCACCCGCCAAGUCAGGCUAUUCUUAUCCCACACCAGUAGUGAAAUUUGAAUUGCCCCCCAAAACCACACCCCGACCAACAGCUCCACCUGCUCAACCCUCAAAACCAGGCUAUUCCUAUCCCACACCGGCCGUUAAAUUUGAAAUUCCAACAAAACCACCACAAAAACCAGCACCAAGGCCCACAGCACCACCAACACAGCCUGCCAAACCGGGUUAUUCCUAUCCCACACCUGCUGUGAAAUUUGAAUUGCCUAGCCCGAAAACCCCAGGCUACUCCUAUCCUACUCCCGCGGUGAAAUUUGACAUUCCAACCAAGGCAACACCAAAACCUACAGCACCUGUGAAAUAUGUGGUCCCCACCAAUUCUGCUCCGCCACAAAAACCAGGCUACUCCUAUCCCACACCAGCUGUGAAAUUUGAAAUACCCACCAAACCUCAACAGAAGCCCACACAGGCCACUUUACCUCCACAAAAGCCAGGCUAUAGCUAUCCCACACCUGCUGUAAAAUUCGAAUUACCCACACAAAGAUCUACACCACCGCCUCCACCAGCAGCCAAUAAGACACCAGGUUACAGCUAUCCUACCCCAGCUGUGAAAUUCGAUCUGCCUACAAAUCGCCCACCUCCACCACAACCACCAGCGAACAAGACACCUGGUUACAGCUACCCUACACCAGCUGUAAAAUUCGAUUUGCCCACAAAUCGUCCUCCUCCACCUCCCCCAGCACCCAGUAAAACAGCUGGUUAUAGUUAUCCUACACCAGCUGUUAAAUUCGAAUUGCCAACUCCAGCCCAAAGUGGUUACUCAUAUCCCAAACCCGGUAUUCCUUUCAAUUACUAACCACACACACACACACACACAAAAAAGCCCCCAAAAGGCGCAAUGACCAGGACACGAAAUUGUGAUUAUUUAGCCGCAACAUUUGGAUACUCGAAUUAGCGGCUGAAUGAAAAAACUUCCUUAAACUUUUUUUUCUCUCUCUGUAUUUAGUCUCAACUUUUGUUAUUGUUUCCUUGCCCGUUAGUGUUGCAACGUAUGUGAGUAUCUGCAAAGACUUAACCCGUCCAAGGAACUCAAGUUACUACUCUCCUCCGACACUCAAGGCGAAACACAUAGUCAUUAAAUAUAAAUUAUGUUUAAAAAAAAUGUUUAGUGAACAUUUGUUUGCGAAAUUUAGUCUAAUACUCGAUGUGCAAAAGAAUUGAAACGAAAAGACCACAAAUCAAAUUCCACUGUAAUUUAAGGCUAGCCAUUAAGAAACGAAUAAAUUUUUAAAUUAAAACACAAAAUAUGAAAUAUG
This is a messenger RNA of Stomoxys calcitrans (stable fly), 2998 nucleotides long. RefSeq lists its product as uncharacterized. The coding region runs from base 1 to 2538 and encodes 845 amino acids. Lineage: Eukaryota; Metazoa; Arthropoda; Insecta; Diptera; Muscidae. The record is from RefSeq and is a predicted model, not a curated record. The transcript is spliced from 2 exons.